Lactuca virosa is the source of this 306-nucleotide messenger RNA. The record is from the annotation of a GenBank genome assembly. NCBI's taxonomy places the organism in Eukaryota, Viridiplantae, Streptophyta, Magnoliopsida, Asterales, Asteraceae.
AUGGUAAAGGAAUUUUAUUCAAUGAAAAACAAAUGUUCACCAGAGUCAUUACUCUUUAUAAUCUUUGGGUUGAGCACACAACAGAAAGAGUGUGCAAGAUCUAUUGGUUUUGGAAGUCUGUUAAGAAUGAAAAUGACCGAUAUACCACUGGAUCAAUGCCCUAAAGAUGAUAUUCUUCAAAAUUUUGAUUAUGAAAGAAUGGCCAUAUAUGUUGAAGGAAAUGAACUGAAAGUAAUAGCACAGUCUGUUCAUGACAUGUUGCGGAUUCCAACUGGUGGAACCAUACUUAUACAACUGGAUCAAUGA